AGAGUGAGAGCUGCGCACACGCACCAAGGUGCUGGUGGAGAUACACAGCGGAGCGCGUCACUCAGGACUCUGCACAACGCAAUUCCAACACAAAUGGAUAUUUCCGUGGCUUUGAUAUACCUUUUCUUUUUUUCCAGACCAGUUUUGGCUUUUGGGUCAGAUCAAGACUACCAGAUUGAUAUCAUCAAUGAACUUGAUUUGGCAAAUGCCACCUACGGAAUUACCCAAGUGGCAGGACUUCACAAUAUCAGCAAGGCCUUCCUUUUUCGAGAUGUUGGGAGAGCAGUUCAAGCCCCGGCACACAUUACAGAGAAAGUCAUGCAGCUAUUCAGGAGAAAAAGUGAAUUUACCUUUUUGGCCUCCAUCCAGCAGAAGUCCUCUACGUCGGGUGUCAUAUUCUCCAUCCAUGAGUCAGAACACAGCUACUUUGAAUUGGAGAGCAGCGGCGUUCGGGAGGAGAUCCGUUACCACUACCGCUCCAAGGGCAAGCCUCGUUCUGAGUCCUUUCCCUACCGUCUUGCUGAUGGCCAGUGGCACAAAAUUGCUCUCACUAUAAGCUCCUCCCAUCUACUUCUGCACGUUGAUUGUAACAGGAUUUAUGAGCGAGUUAUAGACCCGCCGCAGAUGGAGCUCACCCCAGGCAGUGGAGUCUGGCUGGGACAGCACAGCCACAAGCACGGCCUAUUCAAGGGGAUAAUUCAGGAUGUGAAGCUGAUAUUUGCUCCCAACGGCUACAUCACACAAUGUCCAAACCUUAACCGCACCUGUCCAACCUGCAGCGACUUCCUGAGCUUAGUGCAGGGCAUUAUGGACUUACAGGACCUUCUCGCCAAGAUGACCCUGAAAUUAAAUUACGCAGAGUCCAGGCUGACCCAGCUUGAGGGAUGUCACUGCGAGAAGACGUGCAGUGCCAAUGGUCUUGUCUACAGGAAUAAGGAGCUCUGGGUGGAACCAGAAAAUUGCAGGAACUGUGCAUGUAAGAAUGGUGUUGUGGAGUGCCGCAGGAUUUUCUGUCCUCCUGCAAAUUGCUCAGAAGACUCAUUGCCUGUACAUGUGGAUGGGACAUGCUGUAAGAAAUGCAGGCCAAAAUGCAGUUACAUGGGCCAGGUCUUUUCUGAGGGUCAGCGCUUUUUGUCCAGGAGCUGCAGGGAAUGCAAGAAUGGCUUGAUGGUGAAAGUUACGGAAGCAUGUCCAGACCUCAACUGUUCUGUCAGUGAACAGCUCUUAAGGGAUGGGAGAUGCUGCAAUGUUUGCCAAGGUUAUGACUUCUGCUCAGAGGGGCUCAUCUGUGGAGACAAUUCUGAAUGUAAAAAUCGGAAUACAAAAGCGGAGUGUGAAUGCAAGAGCGGCUAUGCCUCCAUUCAUGGGGAUUCUACUUACUGUGAAGAUAUUGACGAGUGUGCAACACAGAUGCAUUACUGCCAGUCCAACACGGUGUGCGUCAACCUGCCUGGAAGCCAUCGCUGUGACUGUUUGCCAGGCUUCACCCGAGUGGAUGAGUUUUCCUGCACUGAGCAUGACAAGUGUGCCAGCAGCCAGAACUCUUGUGAUGAGAAUGCCAUCUGCACCAACACGAUUCGAGGACACAUGUGUACCUGCAAGCCUGGCUAUGUUGGAAACGGCACCAUCUGCAAAGCUUUCUGCGAAGACGGGUGCAGGAGCGGCGGGACUUGUGUCUCUCCCAACACAUGUGUUUGUCCUUCAGGAUUCACCGGACGCUAUUGUGAGACAGAUAUUGACGAGUGUGCAGAGGGCCUGAUUGAGUGUCACAACUAUUCCCACUGUGUAAACCUGCCGGGUUGGUACCACUGUGAAUGCAGAACUGGUUUCCAUGACAAUGGCUCCUAUCUGCUUGAUGGGAGCUCCUGCACUGAUGUCGAUGAAUGCACUUUGCAGACACACACCUGCUGGAAUGACAGCGUGUGUGUGAAUCUACCAGGAGGGUACGACUGUGUGUGCACAUCAGGUCCAGGAUGCACUGGGGACUGUCCACAGGAAGAAGGAAUCAGAAGGAACAGAGAAGACUGGAAACCCGGCUUUGACCUAUGUACUAUUUGCUCCUGCAAGGAUGGGCAGACGUAUUGUCGAAGAAAACCCUGUGACUGUGGAGACCCAGAGGAGGACCUGUUCUGCUGUCCUAGUUGUGACAACAGACCCAGCAGCCAGUGUCUGGACCAGAGUGGUCGCACGCUCUACCGUAGCGGCGCAUCCUGGCUGUAUGGCUGCCAGCAGUGCCGCUGCAUGGAGGGCGAGGUGGACUGCUGGCCUCUGGUGUGUCCUGUGCUGAUGUGCGAGUACACGGCAGUGGCGGAGGGUGAGUGCUGCCCACGCUGCGUCGCAGACCCCUGCUUGGCUGACAACCUGUCUUAUGACAUCCGGCAAACGUGCCAGGACCCGGCAGGCAUCGCUCGCCUCAGCGGGGACACAUGGCGGAUGCCCAAGUCCCCGUGCACCAGCUGCACGUGUAAAAAUGGGAACGUUUGCUGUUCGGUGGAUCUCGACUGUCUCGAAAACAACUGAAGAACUGCUUCUUCUCGUCCCUUUCUCUCGCCUCCUUUCCCUGAACCCUACUCUCGCCACAGGGCUGCAGCGCCCCCUUUUCAACGGAGCCCUUGCAUUUUUUGACAGACUCUUGCACACUCUUGUGCAUGUCAUUGUGUGCACAGAAAAUACAAACACACACCGGUUGAGAUGUUAAUGGUUUUUUUUUCCCCAGUAACAAUUGACAGGAUGUGACUGUACGUGUGGCUCAGAAGGUGCCUAAGUUACUCCCACCACUCAAUCGUGUGUCUUGUCUUUGUUUUGGAUAGUUUCAUGUAAGUCCUAAAAAAGGACCAUGCAUUCACAUUCACUCGCUAACAAGAAUGACUUUCAUCACUUGUGCAAUUAAUCAGUGCAGACCAGUGCAGAAAUUGGAUAUCAAACUCAAGUGCUGUAUGUAAGUGAUCAAGUUAAAAACACAUAACAUAAUGGGAAAAUUAUAAAUUUUUGCAUAUGAAUAGAAAACAGUCAAAUAAUCAUCUCACAUUGUUCACAGCAAUAUCUACUGAAGUUAACACACUGACCUCUGCCCAAGCAUGCAAUACCACUUUUUACCUCAGGAGGCAAUAGUGACUCACUGUAGCAAGUCAGCCCUCAGUUCAAGGAUGAAGACAUGAACUAAGCCCAAAUCUAUGUAUAAAAACAACAAAUCUAUCAACAUUGUUGCUAGUUUUACAGAAAAAAAAAAUCUUGUCAAAUGGUGGCGGUCAUUUUUUUUUUUUCAUUUUUCCUAAAGCUACAGUAUGAUCACAUGCUAAAAUCUGAGCUAUGCAAGUGACAGACGAAACGAUACCAAUCAUAAGAUAACAUUAGUCACAUUGUUUUUUUAUUCUUUGAGCUUUUAUGGGAUGGAUUUUAAAAUGUUCUUAAGUAAACUUUACGCAUAGCAACUUUGAAUUGCAAUGUGUAUAUAUUUGUCAUUGUUUUUUUUUUCAUUCGCACAAUUGACAAUGACACAUGCACUAUGAAAAUCAAUUUUUUUAAAGCGCAUGUCAACUUUGAGGAGUAUUGUAGGUUACUUUGUCCAACGGCUUCACAGUGGGGAUGUAGUUGUCUGUCCUGCUGAGCUAUUAAUAUUAUUGUCUGUAAUAGCCUCUGAUAUGCCCGACAUAUGCGGCAGCAGUGUGAUGAUGCAAUACAGCAUCAUGAGGCCAGGCCAGCCAGCGGUACCGGUGUACGUUGAUUAAACCGGUGGACUUGAUGGAGGGUCAGUUGCCUCUGUCGUGUCCCCAGGCUUCUCAGCUCUGUACUCUAUGGCAGACAUCUGACAGGGGGACAUUAAAAAAAAAAAGGGAAGCGGGGAGAGUUGGGAUAAUUAAAGUCCUGGUCAUCCGGAUUUGAAUAUGCCAGGAGGUCACUGUGUCCAAUUUGUUUACAGACGGUCAGACUCAUUAAGACAGAAAAUGUCAGCGGUCCUUCUGCUGUACUUGAGAUGUUAACACCCCAGAUUAUCUGCUGAUUCUCUUCUGUCCUCUCCUCCAUCAUGCUAAUGUUUGCCUAGAGAGGACUCACGUGCCCCUUUAGUGUCGCAUUGAUCACACUUUGAGUCCAUCACUGUCAGUGAUGCAUUUUUUUUCACCACAGGAAGUGAGAUGGAUUUUCAACAUAGCGUCCGCAUUUUUGUGUGAGCACAGACUCUGGAAUGAAAUCUUUGUCACAUUUAGUUGGAUACCACCAUAAAGCAUCUGGUUUGCCGGGGUCACCUUUUGGUCACGUGACAACAUUUUCCAGUACAGUCGUCUGGAAAAGUGAUACAACGGUAAACACUUAGAACUGGUAGCAGUGUUACUGGUACACUUGCACAAUCUAAUGAGCUUCAAUACAAUGAUCAGUUUUGAUAAUGGUAAUUAUUUAACAAUAUGUGUAUUUUUUAAUAGGAUAAUAGUCAUUCAUUCACAUUAUAUGGCUUAGAGCUGGAGCUUAUCCCAGCAGAGGUGGUCAAGUGGUGUGUUAUGCUCGGCAUUGGUCAUCAGUCAGUCAAAAGAUGGAUCUCAUGAAUACAUUUGAUACAUUUCAUGAGGAUAAGCAGUGUAGAAAAUGGAUGCAUAGCUGGUGAACAGUGCAGGGUGUACCCCGCCUCUCGCCCAAAGACAGCUGGGAUAGGCUCUAGCAUACCCGUGACCCUAGUGAGGAUAAGCAGCAUAGAAAUGGUUGGAUGGAGUUUCCCUAUUGUAUCCCUGGUGGGCAUUUCCUCACAGGAUGGUCACAAUGGUGUGGCACGGUGGUCGAGUGGUUAGCGUGCAGACCUCACAGCUAGGAGACCAGGGUUCAAUUCCACCCUCGACCAUGGAGUUUCUCCCCGUGCACGCGUAGGUUUUCUCACACAUUCCAAAAACAUACUCCAAAUUGUCCAUAGGUAUGAAUGUGAGUGUGAAUGGUUGUUUGUCUACAUGUGCCCUGUGAUUGGCUGCCGACCAGUCCAGGGUGUACCCCGCCUCUUGCCCGAAGACAGCUGGGAUAGGCUCCAGCACCCCCUUAAAAUAAGUCUGUUAGACUUAUUAUUUUAUUAGUAUUACUUUAAUUAGUAUUAUUAUUAGUAGUAGUACUUAUUAUUUUAUUAUAUAGUAUUUAUUAGUACUUAAUUUGAUUAUUUUUUAUUGAUAGAUUAUUGAUUGAUCUAUGUGAAUUGGUGAUUCAUGCAAACAUGCAAUGAUGGCAAACAGAGCUCUGUGGCUGCCACCAUGUAGGGAGAGGCGGUCGCUGUGACUAUUACUAGAAUACGACAUAUGGAUUGUGUUUCAGUAUUUAAAAGCAUGAGGUAUGAAUGUGAGUGUGAAUGGUUGUUUGUCUAUAUGUGCCCUGUGAUUGGCUGGCCACCAGUCCAGGGUGUACCCCGCCUCUCGCUUGAAGACAGCUGGGAUAGGCUCCAGCACCCCUGCGACCCUCGUGAGGAUAAGUGGUAGAAAAUGAAUGAAUGAAUGGUCACAAUGGGGUUGAUGUUGUCGAUGUUGCCAGGUGCAGCCGGUGAACGACUUCCCUGCAUAUCAAUAGGUCGUUUUCUCAGCCUUGUGGCAAAACAAGUCGUUUAUAGCCACUCUGCCUGUGGGACAAUCAUUGACACCCACUAUAUUAGAGACCAAAAAAUCCUUACACUCGUGUCACAAUGCAGGAGAGUAUUUUCAGUGUUAGCAGUUUAUUUGCAUCGCCGACAGAUUUGAGGGCAAUGAUGUAAUUCUGCAUAGAGUGAGAACUAGAAAGGCGGAGGUUUGCCCCAUCACCUGUUACCUGAUUUCCACGGGAAGAGUGCCCACUAACAAGUUGUUUUUCCACCACGCAGGCGGACGACCUAUUGUUAUGCAGGAUGGCUGUUCACCAGCCACGCUGGGCCACAAUAACAACAACAACCCACCAGAGACAUAAAUAAUAAGGAAACUCCACACCUAAGAUUUUAAAACAAAAGAAGCCUUUUGGAUGAAACAGCCAUUGCGGCUCUCAUUACAUUGUGCUCGUGUAGCUGCCUAAUGAGGUGGUCAAUGAGUUUCUGGAGGUAUGAUCGUAUGGAGUCACGGUUUGUGCUGUGAAAAUAUAUUUAUCCAUUUCAUGUGAUGAGACUUAAAUUUACCACAAAAUGUGAAUGUGUAUAUUCCUUUCUUUGACCUUCCUGUGUUCGGACUGAGAGGUUGUUUCACAAUCUUAUUGAGAAAGGCUGGGGUCGCGUUAUUGUGCCUGUAGAGGGGAUGGUGGCAUGCAAAGAGGUGCAUCAUGGCUUUUUUUUUGGUGACCUCGUCUUUUCUGUUUGCCAUGGAAUCUGUUUGUAUCUCACCGGAGCAUAUCUCUACGUAUGCGCCGAUGACUGACAUCCAUGGUAUCCGCUCUCGUUUGAAGUUGAGCACAACAGUCAAAUGCAGACAUAUGUAAAAAGAUCCCUCAAUACAUUUUCCAGCACGCUUAGUUGAUUUAUUUGGUAUGAAAUAUAAAUACUACUGUAAAAGGAGUUGCAAGUCUGCGUGUAAAUGUUUUUACAUACUGACAAAAAUUAUACAGUUUUCUAUUACUAUUGUGUUCAUGCAUACUGUGUUCAACUUGUGGGGUAGCUUGGUUAAUGUAAAUAGAAUGUAAAGUGAAGGGGUGUGUAAAGAAAGCCUAAUGUCAAUGCUCAUUAAUUCCAGCUUCUUAGGAGUGUUUCAAGUCCAGUAUGAGAGAAAAAGCAACAUGUAUGUGGUUUUAUUGCUAUUUAUUUUUUCUUAACCCUUUUAGUAAACUGCCAUAGUUUGUCUCUUCACUGUUUUAGGACAACAUUAUGGAUUAGACUAGUCUGUGUGUUUGUACACUAAAAUCUGCAUCGGCAGAUAAUUCACUGCACUUACAAGUCCGUGGGGAACAUCUCCACGUGAUAAUCAAACAAAAUAAAAAUGUGUACACAUGUACGAAACAAAGAAACCAGAAGAAAAGAAUAAGUCAAUGUUGAGAAAAAUGUUGUUCUUCUGUUCAACAAAAAACAAGCCAUUGUGUUACUCCAUUAUGUCUGACUUUAAGAAAAAAAAAAAAGGAAUUUUGGACUUUCUCGAUCCUGAUAUGAUUCUACAUGUUUUUGAUAGACGAACACACUGGAGAAAUUCACCUGGUGCAUUUGCUGUACUCGUACCCAAGGGGUUAAGUGUCAUUUGACUUGAAGACUGUGUUGUAAUAAGAGUUUGCUGUAAAACAUUCUCCAGUUAAUAAAAUUUUUGGUU
Molecule: messenger RNA, 7214 nt
Organism: Doryrhamphus excisus (bluestripe pipefish)
Lineage: Eukaryota; Metazoa; Chordata; Actinopteri; Syngnathiformes; Syngnathidae
Product: protein kinase C-binding protein NELL1-like
Biological process (GO): positive regulation of ossification; regulation of osteoblast differentiation
Cellular component (GO): cytoplasm
Molecular function (GO): protein kinase C binding; heparin binding; calcium ion binding
Source: RefSeq, a predicted model, not a curated record